UAUCAACAAUUUACUAUACAGAGAAAUGCGAAUUGGUGGCGGCUUUGAAUUUUUUAGUGAUUAAAAUAUCUAUAUAUAUAUUUUUUUUUUAACUAAAAGCUAUUUUAAAUUGUUCCCAAUUUUUUAUACAAACAUAGUUUGUUUGUUUUUUUUUUUAAACUUGUUUUUUAUUUAAAUAAUCGCAUAAAAAAUAUUAAUUUAAUUGUUGUAUAUUUUUAAAAUGUUAAUUUGUAUUUUAAUCAUUUUGAUAAAUAAUUAAUUAAUAAUUAUUUUAAUUGAAAAAUUUUUAAAGAAUUUAAAUUAUUUUAUUUACGAGCUUUUUAAAAUUACUUGUGCAAUUAUUUGAUCGAUUCGAAGUCGAUAUUUUUGGUAGCCAUAGAAACAUAAUAAAACUAAAUUACAUAAAUAUAAAAAGUAUUUAUUUUUCAAGAAAAAGAAAGUGAUGAAAUAAAAAUAAUAUUUUACGUUAAUAAGUGGCAAUAUUUAAAAAAUGUAUCGACAAGAUGUGCGAGUAGGUGUAGGGGUUGGUGCAAUACAUAAUCCACCCCGAGUUAAAUACAGCGAAGAAACUAGAAAUCUCAUUAAAAUACUUAUGGAAGAAUCUAAAUUAACAAUGAUGCAACGAAAGUCAAUACAAAAUGCAGUCGACAAGGGUGAUCCACUUCCAUCAUCAUCUAGAUCAUCUGUAUCUAGAUCGUUUGAAGAAAAAAAUGUCAUUGUUCCUUGUUAUUGGAAAAAACGAACACAACAAGAAAUUGUCAACAGUGGAGCUUAUGAACGAGAACAAUAUCGUAGAACUACACCAAUUUUAAACAAGGAUAAACAAAAACGUCAUUUAGCAUGUAUGAUGGCUUUUGGCAAAGACAUGCCUGAGACACCACAUGGUCCAAAGCAACUUCAUAAAUCUCGAAAACAAUCAUCAAUACCAGAUGACAUUGAUCCUUUGAAUGAACUUGUCCAAGGUAUUCGUGAACGUAUGGAAUUUUUAAAUGACAUGGAAAAACUUGGUCUUGGUAAAAAAUAUCGUCCAAUAAUUCAACAAGAAAUUGCUGAAAAAAUACGUAUCAUUGAAUCAUUUGAUAAUUUUCAAUCAGCUGAAAUUAAUAUCAAAGAUUUAAAAUACAAAAGACCAUCACCAAAACCCUAUCCAAUGGGUGAAUUAGAAAUGUCAUGAAUCAUGAUUAAAUAAUUGACACUAUUUUGAUUUUUAAAAUAAAAAUAAAAAUACAUUUUUAUAAAGCCA
This is a messenger RNA of Aphidius gifuensis, 1243 nucleotides long. RefSeq names its product UPF0193 protein EVG1. The record is from RefSeq and is a predicted model, not a curated record. The transcript has 4 exons. The coding region runs from base 491 to 1174 and encodes 227 amino acids. Lineage: Eukaryota; Metazoa; Arthropoda; Insecta; Hymenoptera; Braconidae.